Molecule: messenger RNA, 1401 nt
Organism: Phanerochaete carnosa HHB-10118-sp
Lineage: Eukaryota; Fungi; Basidiomycota; Agaricomycetes; Polyporales; Phanerochaetaceae
Exons: 19
Coding region: 10-996 (328 amino acids)
Source: RefSeq, a predicted model, not a curated record
ACCCCGCCAAUGCCGUCUCCGCCUUUGCUUCAGUCGGUCCCCUUGCAUCUCGACAGCACACUUGGUGCGUUGAUCAUAGCCGAGAUUCUGGUAGCAGUGCUAUACGGCAUCGCCAGUGUGCAGGUUUAUGUGUACCUCCAUCAUAGCCCGCGCGACAGCUCUUUCAUGAAAGGAACUAUAUUCUUUCUGUGGAUCCUUGGCAGCCUCCAUCUCGUGUUUACCACACAUGGCGUAUAUCAUUAUGCCGUGACAAGCUUCAUGAAUCCUCUCGCCUUGACGCAGUGUCCAAGUGUCCAUGCUGACAUGUUUUCUGGUGACCCAAUCGAAGUCACUGUAACCCUCAUCUUCGCGUACAAAAUCUACAGACUCGGCGGAAGUAUAUGGCCACUUGUGCUUAUAAUACCGCCGCAACUUCUCAGCUGGGUCGCAUCCAUUGCCGUUGCUGUACUUGAACUCAAGUUCCCGAGCUAUCACGAGCUGGAGCAACGAUUUGCUUGGGUUUGGUAUACUGUGUUCGGUCUUCAGGCCUUCUCCGACUGUGCCAUCGCGGCUACACUCUGCACGAUACUUAUCAGGCGUCGCACGGGUUUCAAGCGGACCGAUUCAAUUAUUCGCACGCUUAUUCUUUAUAGCAUCAGCACUUGUGCGCUGACCAGUUCUGUGUCCAUUGCUUCCGUCAUCUCCUACACCGCAAUGCCUCAUAAUUUCAUCUUCAUCGGCUUAGGCGUGUUACUGCCAAUGUUGAUGUCCAACUCCCUACUCGCAUUGCUCAACUCGCGUGACACGUUGCGCGACAUGCACGCUGGCCAGGUUGCGUCCGUACACUUCUCAAGACUCGCUGGCGCUCUCAACGACUCCACCUCGCUUGACGGCAGACGAGCGGCUCACGUGCGAGCCGAGGGCGUUAAGGAGCAGGAAAUCAUCAUCAUUGGGGCUCGUAUCCCCGAAGCCUCGUUUGGCUUGGAGUCACAGGUCUCGAGAGGGCAUGUGACCUGAACCCUGCGCAAGAAUGAACAUUUAUCGACCUUCUACAGCUUUUGGUUUGUUACUCGCAUGUCAGCGCCUUCAUAAUAUGCACGCGAUCUAUCGGUCCGGUUGCAUUUAGCAGCGGGAAGUGUGCUCUGUGAUACUGGUUCGACCUCCUGGCGCCGAGUCAACCGGUCUCUUAACGGCGUGCGCGCACUCCGCAGACUCGGGGUGCCCUGGCUCGGCUAUGGGUCCUGGGGCGAUGGCCCGUGCCAGCGCGAAGUCAUCAAUGACCACUUACAGGCCGUUCCAAAGAGGCGACGCUCCAUCCAAUUGCGAGCCGAGAAUGCGUCAAGCCGCCACAUACCGACGGAGUGCGUUGACGAGUCAUGAGGCCUGUAGCAGAAUGGAUCGCGAUGGAGUUUGCCGACGGCG